Messenger RNA from Aquila chrysaetos chrysaetos, 10483 nucleotides. RefSeq names its product regulatory factor X7 (gene RFX7). The record is from RefSeq and is a predicted model, not a curated record. Gene Ontology annotation, molecular function: DNA-binding transcription factor activity, RNA polymerase II-specific; RNA polymerase II cis-regulatory region sequence-specific DNA binding. Bases 2497 to 6462 code for a protein of 1321 amino acids. NCBI's taxonomy places the organism in Eukaryota, Metazoa, Chordata, Aves, Accipitriformes, Accipitridae. Gene Ontology annotation, biological process: regulation of transcription by RNA polymerase II. The transcript has 6 exons.
UGAAAGCAUCUGUUUUUAAAACAUUCAGUUUCUUUGAAUAUUUUCAUGAAUUAUUCUUGCACACCAAAGGAAAAGAAGUCUUGGAGUGGGAGGUGGGGAAACAGGCAUAUAAAUAGAUAAGAGAGUUAGUUUUGAUAAGUUUUUUUUUUUUUUACCUAAGGGUGUUAAGACCUCUCAAAACUCACUUCUGUCAUAUUAACAAGUUACCAUUUCUCUCCUCUAUGUGCAAAGAUAGAUGUUGCAUGUGCUCACAGUGAGCACGCUUAUGCACUCUGCACAUAUAAAUGAGAGUCACAAGGCUUCAGAAGAGUGCCGCAUCAUACCAGCAUCUCAAUUCCUGCUGUAAAUUUUGGUCAAAAUAAAUCUUGUAAAACUACUGGCUUUCUGUGUCACCUUUCAUGUAUUUUUUUCUAUGAAGAGGGAAAGACAGAAGCUUGCACUCCACACAAGUCCAUCAUUGGCAAGUGUUGAUAGUGUUUCCAGCUCCUCCAUGUUUCAGUAGCCUUUUCUCGUUGAGCUUAUUCAACACAGUGACUCUUCUGUUUUCUUACUCUUCUAUUGAAUUGUGAAUUCAUGUCUCUAACUGGAUAAAAGUAAAUAGAUUAAUCUCCCUUUUGAAAGGGAUAAAAUAAAUGAAAAAUGCAUCAUAAUAUAAGGCAGUAGCACUUGGGAAGGUUGAGAGCUUGCAGCUGAAUUUCAGAAAGGAGGUAGGCGAGAGCUAGUUCACCUCUCUUGUUGGUGCUGUGAUGCUGCCUGCACUGACAGAAUAUGUUGGGCUGUAAGAAGCUGUGUUUCUGUUGGGCACACACGGUUUAUCUGCCAGCUUCCUCUGGGAGUUAUGGGGGAAUACAGUCUGGAAAAUAUUAUGGGAACUCAUGGGGAGCUGCCUAACAAGUUACCUAGCCUGCAGAGAAUGGAUGCUGCUUCCCAUCAAAUCCUUUCAAUGUUUUCUUGUAAGUCAGUUUUACUUGGGUAUCUUCUCCCUAUUAGUAAAUGCCCUUCUGGAGGAAGCCAGGUGUAGAUUUAGCUGAGUUUAGAGAAUUAGGAUUUUGAGUUUAAGUGCAGUCCUGCAGUAUUUAGGCAGACAAAAAUCCCUGUUUGCCCACAAAAUGAUUUGUUGAGCCUUCAGUAAACACUUGGGUCCUCUUAUCUUGCUUAUACUGCAGUGACGCAAGGAAAGUAAGUCAUUCAUAUUUAAGUUUGGUGCCCUGAAGUUUCACUUGUUAUGCUUAAUACGGAUUAGGAGGUCUUUGAGUCAUCCUGUAUCUCUUUCCUUUAGUCUGUAAGUCAUUAAUCCUUGCUUUACUGGCUGCUGGGCCACUUGAUGCCACCUGAUGCAUCUGUUAUGUGCGCUAAGUGUUGAGAGUAUUAACCAACAAGUUAAAAGAAGAAUAUUCAGAAGGUAGCACAGAAGAGGGCAGUAGGUAUAGGAAUACCAUGUCUGUUAAAUAAAAGACACAAGAUACAUGCUAAUCUUGUUUGAUAGCACUUAACCAGUGUUUUAUAUAAAACUCCCUGAUAGGAACAGGAUAGGACCUAUUGUGUUGUAAAGUUCAGUCCGCUGCUGUAAACAACUACCUAUAUAUUUCUUUUAAAAGCUGAUCAAACUCAAUCUAAAGCAGUUGUUUCCCACCUCUGCUGCUGCUUCUGCGAGUCUGACCUGCAAUUUCAUUUCUCUAAUGGUUUUCAGACACCUGGUUUCCAUCUUACUUGAUUUUUUGGACUCAUUUCUAUGCCAGUAUUGUUCAUCAGCUUAAUGAGAGCCUAGCUCUUCCUCAGGUUCUUCACUCUAACCCAUUUGUAGAGACCAGUUGUUUUGCUUGAUUGGAUAAGCCAAGAUCUUUGUUUAGUUUCAUGCAAUAGGUUCUUCAUCGUUUGCUAUUCAUAAUGUUUUUUUCUGCCCAGGAAGCUAUGUAAGCUAAGCUGCAUAGCUUGACUUCUUCAUUGGCUUUUUGGUUAAUCUUUUUUUGUGGUUUAAUUCAGGUGCACUCCCAGUGUAUUUUAUGUCCUGAGUACAUUUAAUUUUAAGAUCUUACCAAAAAAAAAAAAAAAAAAAUCCUUUUCUCCUUAUCACCUAGGGGAGCUCUGUACAAAGGAACAUAAGCAGCCACGUGUCCAUUGUCAUUCUUGUCUCUGCAUAGACCUACCCUCCCCCCAUCUGUUUCCCACCCAUCCUUCAAAUAAGCAAAACAGCUCCUGGGCUCAGCAAUGUGCCAAGAGUGCAAGUAGCAGAGAGAAGAGCUUCAGGGAAGAGACUCCUGGUGCGUGUUGUCAAGUCAAUGAGAGACCACAGAUGGACAUGGAGGGUUCUCGGCCGAGCCAGGAGGAGGAGGGGCCAUAUGGGAUGAUCUGUCUGAAAACUCAAAUUACAUGAUAAUAAUAAUAGCUCAAAAAUCACAAGCUUGCAGGAGCUGCCAGUAAGGAUACGAGGGGACCACGAGCUAUUGUGACAAUCUUGGCUACCACCCGUUAAGUGCUGCUGACUUUGGAAAGAUCAUGAAAAAUGUCUUUCCAAAUAUGAAGGCCCGUCGUCUAGGCACAAGAGGCAAAUCAAAAUAUUGCUACAGUGGACUGAGGAAGAAGGCUUUUGUGCAUAUGCCAACACUGCCCAACCUUGACUUUCAUAAAACUGGAGAUGGGUUGGAUGGAGCGGAACAGUCUGGGCAGCUGCAAAGUCCUGAUGAGGAAGUCGUCUCUGCGGCCUGCCGGCUUGUUUGUGAAUGGGCCCAGAAAGUGCUGAGUCAGCCUUUUGAUACAGUCUUGGAAUUGGCUCGUUUCCUUGUAAAAAGUCACUAUAUUGGUACCAAGUCAAUGGCAGCUUUAACUGUAAUGGCAGGGGCACCAGCAGGAAUAAAAGGGAUCCCCCAGCCCUCGGCUUUUAUACCUACUGCUGAAAGUAAUUCCUUUCAACCGCAAGUGAAAACUCUGCCAUCUCCUGUUGAUGCCAAGCAGCAGCUGCAGCGUAAGAUCCAGAAGAAGCAGCAAGAACAGAAACUGCAGUCUCCUUUGCCAGGAGAGUCUCCAGCAAAGAAAACGGAAGGCGCUGCAACCAACGGUGUGACCAGUAUAUCUAAUGGAAGUCCUGCAAUUCUGUCUCCUCCACCUAUUGGCAUUGUUGUGGCAGCUGUCCCCAGCCCGAUACCGGUGCCAAGGACCAGGCAGUUGGUGACGUCUCCAAGUCCUAUGGGAUCAUCUGAUAGCAAGGUCCUGCCGCUCAAUGUUCAGGUGGUCACUCAGCACAUGCAAUCAGUCAAGCAGUCACCAAAGACGCCCCAGAAUGUUCCCGCCAGCCCAGUUGGUGACCGCUCUGCCCGGCAUCGCUACCCGCAGAUCUUACCCAAGCCAGCAAAUACCAGUGCUCUCACCAUCCGCUCUCCCACGACGGUGCUCUUUACCAGUAGCCCAAUCAAGACUGUUGUGCCAGCUCCACAUGUGAAUUCUUUAAAUGUGGUAAAAAUGACAGCAAUAUCUCUUGCCCCAAGCAGCAGUAGUGUGCCCGUCAAACAGACGCCUUCAGUCAGCAGUAGUGCAGGAGCAGUGGAAGAAGGGAGGACUGGUCCACAGAUCAAAAAUGGAUCUGUCGUUUCCCUUCAGUCUCCAGGAUCCAAGCCUAGCACUGUUGUAGCUGCGCCUGCAGUCAAGAUCAAAAUGGAACCAGAAGCAUUACUGGAUGAGAACUCAGUACAGGGCCAAGAGAGCUCUGACAUGUCUAAAUCCAUAAAGGCAACCCCUGACCUGCCUCCUGCUCAACUAAUUAAUUUUGAGGUUGCAACCUUGAAGGUUUCAGCUGAUGAUGUCAUGGAGGCAAAACCAGUUAAGGGCUGUGAUCAGGGAGCUGAAGAAACAGGGACCAAAUAUAAAACACAAUCUAAUGAAAUCACACCAGUUUCUUCAGCAGGCAAUAAUCAAAACACUCUAAAGCUCUCAGUUGCCAGUCAAAACUUGUCCAGCACCAGCAUCGGUUCACCUCCUACUGGUGAGUCUACAAUUAAAGACAAAACAUGCACUAAAAGUCCAAGAAAGCGACAACCUUCCACACUUCAGGAUUCCCAGGUGCCACCUGUAAAGAAACCACUGGUGGAACAGCUUUCAGUUGGUAACGCUGCGGAGGGUCAAAAAGCAAACAGUAUUAAGAAGUCUCCAAAGGUUGGAUCGUUACCUAACAGUGACAAUGCAGCAACACUUGCUCAAGUUCCCAGCAAGGUACCUGUGAAGGUGGUACCUGUACCUUCUGCAGCUGCAGCAAACUUAGCAACAGAGCUUUCUUUGAGUACCGAUUUAAAUACCAGUGAUUCUACUUUAGGACAGCAGCUUGCGUCAGCAUCAUCUCCAGAUAUAAAAGUAAAAUUGGAAGGAAACAUGUUUAUCGUAGAAAAUGAUUCAAAAUCAGAUGGCAGCUUUAACCCAAAUACAUGGCACCAUAUCACCAAAACCUCCGACUUUGCAUCUGUGAAUUGUGAACAGCAGCAAGAUAUCAGUGUUAUGACUAUUGCAGGGCACUCUGGCUCUAGUGACUUACAGGAACCGGCAUGGGAGCCAGUGCACUGUGAAGGUAUACAGCAGGAUGCAUACAACCAGCAGUUACAGAGCCAGAUCCAGGACUCCUCCCUGGGUCAAAUACAAGCACAGUCUUCAAAUCAGUUACCUCUGCAGCCUGAGCUGAAAGAGUUUGAACAUACAGUCCCUCAGUCAAACGAAAACUUCUUUUCAUUUGAUGAUGACCUUACCCAGGACAGCAUUGUGGAGGAGCUGGUGCUCAUGGAGGAGCAAAUGUCCAUGAAUAAUUCUCAUUCUUACGGUGGUUGUCUAGGAAUGGCACUUCAGAGUCAGACCGCAGCUCAAGGAGCUCCCGUGUCAUCUCAUCCAAGCAGCGUGCACUUUUACCAUUCGAUCCAUAACAACAGCACUCCGAUUCACACUCCCACCCCCACCCCCACCCCGACCCCCACCCCCACCCCGACUCCAACACCCACCUCUGAAAUGAUCGCUGGGUCUCAGAACAUGUCCCGAGAGAGCCCUUGUUCGAGGCUGGCUCAGACGACUCCCGUAGACAGUGCUCUAGGAAGCAGUCGGCAUACGCCCAUCGGCACACCGCAUUCGAACUGCAGUAGCAGUGUCCCUCCAAGUCCUGUGGAGUGCCGAAACCCGUUUGCGUUUACUCCCAUCAGCUCCAGUAUGGCUUACCAUGAUGCCAGCAUUAUAUCGAGUAGCCCCGUGAAGCCGAUGCAGCGGCCUAUGGCUACCCAUCCCGACAAAACCAAGCUCGAGUGGAUGAAUAACGGCUACAGUGGUGUUAGCAAUUCGUCCGUUGCAAACCAUGGCAUCCUUACGAGCUAUCAGGAGCUGGUGGAAGACCGCUUCAGGAAACCUCACGCUUUUGCCGUUCCUGGCCAGUCAUACCAGUCUCAGCCACGCCACCACGACACCCACUUCGGUCGCGUGACUCCCGUUUCACCUGUGCAGCACCAGGCAGCCCCUGUCAGCAGCACCACCAAGCAAGAGGGCUUUGCUGUUCCUGCUCCUUUGGACAACAAAGGAACCGGUUCCUCUCUCAACAACAGUCUGAGGUGCCGGAGCGUGAGCCCUGCUGUCCAUCGCCAGCGUAAUCUCAGUGGAAGCACUGUUUACCCAGUUUCGAAUAUACCACGCUCUAACCUGACACCUUUUGGAAGUCCAGUGACUCCUGAAGUUCACAAUGCAUUUGCUAAUAUCCAUGCGGACACCAGUGCCAAUAACAUAGCGCAAAGAAGCCAGUCAGUCCCGUUGACUGUGAUGAUGCAGACGGCCUUCCCGUCUCUUCAGAAACAAACAAACACUAAAAAAAUAACCAAUGUGUUGUUAAACAAGCUUGAUUCUGAUAGCGAUGAUGCAGUGAGAGGUUUGGGAAUGAACAACAUGCCCUCAAAUUACACAGCCAGGAUGAAUCUCACUCAGAUUUUAGAGACAUCCGCCGCUUUUCCUAGUGCCAACCCACAAAAUAUGAUCAAUUCCAGCACUUCAGUUUAUGAAUUCCAAACACCAAAUUACCUCACAAAAAACAGCAGCACGGAUCAGAUCAGUUUUUCUUCUGGAGAUAACCAAGCACAAUCAGACAUUGGAGAGCAGCAGUUAGAUUUUAGCAGCACUGUAAAAGACCUUUUAGGGGAGGACAGUCUGCCAACAAACCAGCAGCUGGUGAAUCAGGUGGCAUCAGAUCUCAAUAAUGUUGCAUCUGUCUUUUCCAGCGACAUCAGGUUGUCUUCCGAGCUCUCAGGCAGCAUUAACGAUCUGAACACUUUAGACACAAAUCUACUGUUUGAUCCAGGUCGUCAGCAGGGACAAGAUGAUGAUGCUACACUGGAGGAAUUAAAAAAUGACCCCUUGUUUCAACAAAUCUGCAAUGAAUCCAUUAACUCAAUGACUCCAUCGGGUUUUGAGUGGAUGGAGAGUAAGGAUCAUCCUGCUGUUGAAAUGUUGGGUUAAUCUUGUUUUAUAAUAUGUAUGUAGCACACUGUAUCUAAGAGACAGACGUAUUGUAUUUGUCUUAAUGGAAGUGCCUCCCGCAGCAGAAACACUUGCUAUGUAUUGUGGCAUUUUCAAAAAAGUUUGCUGUACCUGUUGCUCAUUCUUCAGCAGGGAAAAGGUAGUCUUACCAAUUUUAAACAAAUCUCUGAAGGUGAUGGGCUGUCAAAGAGCCAGUAUUAAAAUUUGAAUUUUAUAGUGUUUCCCAUUCAACUUUUCUUAUUGUAGCAAAUAAAGACAUGGUUGAUAGCCAGUCAGCAGCGACAGCUAUGGUUGAGGCUUUGGGAGGGUUUUCAGUCGAGCUUGUUAGUAGGCUUUCCAUACUUCGUGUUGCUUGUUACUUCUUAGCAGAUGAUCCUUACUGACCUUUGUCGUUCAAGUCUGAAAUGCAGAGUGCCUGCAGAUAGGUAGGUGGUGGGGCGUGGGUACAAGUGAACCAGGUGACAUGCAGGUGCCUGAUCACUGUGUAGCUGUCUUGAGCACUGCUCAGUGGUGAACUGUGGGAAAUCUCUGUAGCGCUGGUGCCAUUGACAUCUCUAGUAAAUGCAGAGAUAGGAAAAACUAACAGGAAUGAUCAAGGAAAAAAGAAAGAUGCACUAAAUUUUUUAUUUAAGAGAAAUAAAUCUAUGUAGUUAUUUUAUCCAUUAAUAUUCAUGACAUACUUGAUAUUUUAGUUCUCACUUCAAUGUUUUUAUAUUAGGUAAAAUUCAUGCAAAAAGAUUUUGAGCACUGAGAUUUAAUCUAGGCAUAACACCCUAUUUUAAAGUGAUAGGUACUGUUUAAUUAUUUAUCAACGCUAGAGAAGGAACGUGAUAUUUUCCUUUUUUUCUUUUUUUUUUUUUAAAUAAAAGAGCUGCUGGAGCUCAUUAAAAUACUAUUUUUAAACAUUCAUUUUUAAAGUUUGCUCUUUCCUAGCCUAAUGGAGAGUGUAGGAAGAUGCUCUUUUCUCUGUAUUUCAGUAGGUUGAGCCUUUCUGUCUGUCUUGCUCUCUUUCUCUCAAACAAAAGAUGAUUAAAAUAUUAGAAAAUGGGGUUGAUCUAAAAAUAUUUCAUAGAGAGCCAUAAUACUGCCAGGCACUUUACAGAUACACAGUAAGACGUGAACUUUCUUUAGGUAAAACUUCCUUUAAAAGAAGUACUUACUGUUUUAGAAGCCUGAAUUCCAUUUUCAUACGUGAUUUGACAAGACUGGUGAAUCAUUUUUUUAGAAGUCCUUAGCUGCCCCUCUGGAAAAUGAGAUUUAGACUUCGGUCUCACUAGUUCACUUGAACCAAAAAAAGACCUUUUGUUUUAUCAGCAUGGCAUGCAUCUCUCCAAUGGUCAAAAGAGAGGGGUACUUAACCGGCGAUUGCCCUGAUGCUAGAAAGAGGCAAGCUUUUACAAAAGAAGUGGUGCGCUGGGGGUGCUACAAUACCUUCCCUUAAGCUUAGUAUGAAAUUGAUUAUUUCUCCUGUGAACUGACACUUACAAAACAGGAAACAGAGCAGAAAACAUUUGCCUCUCUUCCAUUACUUCUUUGAAUGAGUGGUCAUGAAUUUAUGAAGGGGGAGGCACGAUAAGCCCCCCUAGAUAUACUUAAGGGUAAGAUGCUCAGAUUUUUUGGGCGAUUAGUGUUUUUUUUUUUUAUUUAAGUGUCUUGGUGAUCUUCUGUUUCUUCAGUUUUUGCUAAUGACUCGAGAUGCCAGUACUGGUCAAUUUUUUUGGCGGUGCUGAUUCAACUUGUGCUGCUGCAUUGGCACUUGAGAUGCUGGUGUACCACAGCUUCUCCUGCUCUUGCCCCAAUUUAUCACCAGUCUAUGGCCUCUUCUGCAGGGACAAACAGUUGUGCCAAGCUAUAGCACCUUAAUGGGGGCCUGAUUUCACUGUGUUUGCAUCAGAAGUCUUGCCGCUUCGUCAGGAAUAAACUCAGAGUUCAGAUCCCUCCUUGAAGCACGUAUACGUGCGAUAGUGUGGUUUGCUUCGUUUAAGACCAAGUGACUCUCUUAAGUUUUGUUAAGGAAAUGGAGAGGAGACUAAAAACUGCAUGGUAGCCUUCUGCUUGUUAUCUUGCCGGGUGUCUGUCAGUAAGGCUUGAACCAUUUUUCUUGUAGACGAAAGUUGCUGAAGGCAGGGCUUGAGAUCUCUACCUGCCCAUGGCCUUUUGCCAGAGAUGUGCUGAACAUCCUGUUACCUUGUUGACUUCACUGGGUCUGAGUGACGCUCAGCACCUCUUUCCCCGCCCUGCCCCGACCCUGUGUGAAGUGCCAGCACUACUGUGAAUAGGUGAAACCUACUUUCUCAUGGAGAGUUGAUGGGGGAGGACGCGAGCGCUGGUGCUGCGGGGAGAAGCUGCACACGCGCCGCGGCAGCCCGUGUGUUUGCAUGACGUGCUGGUCUCACCUCCAGGUCGCUAGCACUGAGACUGAGGUGGGCUUGGGGGAAGUAAGUUUUUGCCUAACUCCACUAGUUUUUUAAGAACACUUCUCAGAAAAGCAAGAGUAGAUUUAAAGCUGAUGUGUUCAAAAUUAUGCAGCCGUCACCAAAGGUUUUUAAAAGUGCGUUUAAAAUUAUUUUUAAAUACAAGCAUUAAAUUGGGCCUAACACGUAACCUAAUUAGCGGAAAUAUUCUAUAAUCAGUGGAUUUAAUGCAAUUAUAUGUUUAAUUUAAGAAGUGUUAAAUUCAAUAAGGAUUGUUUCAAGUAAAAUCCAAGGCACAGGCACAGCUUUGUACAUUGGUAUGUAUUAUUUUAGAGGUGUUUGUGUGUUGGUGUUAUAAUUAAUAAUGUUAGGUCCCUGUACUUAGUGCUAAUUAGUUCUUUACUAUACAUUGAGACAGAGCACUACUGCACACCAAAGUAUGCAAAAUACCCAAAGGAAAAUUCUGUGAUUCUAACAAAUGGAAGCCUGUCUGUGUCAGAUACUCCAAAACUAAGAAUUUGAGACAGUUCUGACCCCUUGUUUACAUUAUUGGCUUCCUACUAACAUGAGAAAUUAUUUUGAUAGCAGUUUUUGCUAAACUAUACAAACUAGUGAAUUUGUACCCUGUGUACAGUAUUGCAGCAAACACUUUAAAUUUGGUUGGUUAGUCCAGCAAACUUUCUGGGUUCAUAUAUUGCACUAAAAUUCUGUUGAACCUGUGGCAGGCACAUUCCUUAGGAUAAAUGCAACAAAUACGGCCCACAGAUUAAAAAAAAAAAAGGCAAAACAAAAAAAACCCCUUUUUAAUGUGUUUCAUUAUUAAAAGGCAAAAUGUCAUUAAAAGUGACAGGUGAAAUUGUCUUAUGUAGCAAUGUGCAUUGAUCUCAAUGAGAUAUUUCUAUUUCUUAUUCUCUUACAUGAGAAUAUUACAGCAGGAAAAAUUAAGUUUAGUUUGCUUCACCAUGUUAAUACAUGAUCACAAAACGUGCAUGAGUGUUAAUGACUUAAUCUUGUACAGUACUAGAUAUAUUCCUGUAACCACUUUUAUUUUUUUUUUAUUCUUUUGCUGUAUUGAAACUGGUUCAGUGUUAACCAGGUGAGCAUAGUUAUUCACAAGUUAUUUACUUUUUUAUGUUAACUAAUUCAGCUUAGUUAUUGUUGAAUAUGUUCCUUUCUUGGAUUAUUUUUUAUUGUUCUGGUGUUGAAAAACAUUUUUGCAUCAUUUUAUCAUGAUAAGAAUUCAUGAAGUAAAUAAUUUGCAAAUAAUUGCAAUAAGCACUGACUUCUGAACUGAAAAGAAGGAAAACGUUUCUUGUGCAGUGCAUCUGAGGUUCAUAUAAUAGUCUUGUACUAUACUGUGCUUUAUUUACUGCACCGUAAGGAAAGAAAAAUCCCUGUUCCACGUUUUCAUUUAGUGCAGGAAAUCCAGUUUCUCCCCUUUUCCCCAGUGUUUUGUUGUCUGUUGUACUGCUGAAACUACAGUAGUUGAAUAUUGCAGUAGCAUUUCAGUUAUUUUUUUUAUUGAAAGUGCUCAAAAAUUGUUUUUUAAAUGUUUUCAGAAACAAUAAAAACAUUUUAUAUUAAAA